Saccharomycopsis crataegensis is the source of this 639-nucleotide messenger RNA. RefSeq lists its product as uncharacterized. Gene Ontology annotation, molecular function: structural constituent of cell wall. The record is from RefSeq and is a predicted model, not a curated record. The transcript has a single exon. Gene Ontology annotation, cellular component: cell wall. Lineage: Eukaryota; Fungi; Ascomycota; Saccharomycetes; Ascoideales; Saccharomycopsidaceae. Bases 1 to 639 code for a protein of 212 amino acids.
AUGAAGUUCGUUUCUAUUGCUAUCUCUCUUUUGGCAGGUUCUCUCUGCGUUAAAGCUGAAACCGUUCAAGCCAUUUCUCAAAUCGGUGAUGGUCAAAUUCAAGCUACUACUGCUACCACCUCUGCCGUUACAACCGUCCAAGCCAUUUCUCAGAUCAGUGAUGGUCAAAUCCAAGCUACUACUGCUACCACUUCUGUCAUCGCAACUGCCCAAGCUACCACUGCCACCAUCUCAACCGUUGAAACUGUCCAAGCCGUUUCCCAAAUCAGUGACGGUCAAAUCCAGGCCACUACUGCUAGCGUUCGUACCGUUUCUACUUUGAUCGGAUCCGGUUACAGUGACCUCAGUUCUACUAAAUCCGUUUCCGGCUCUUUGAGUGGAUCUUUGACUACCAUUACCACCACUAACGCUAAUGGUGUUGCCGUCACUAUUAUUGCCACUGGCGCUCUCACCUCUAAUAGUGGAGUCUCUUAUGCUACCGCUAGAAGCACUGCUGAAACUAUUGUGACCACCAGUGAUGGUGUGGUGAUCACCGAAAUUGUGAGUGGUGCUCAGAACUUACAAACUUCUAUUACUGGCACUGUAAUUUUUGGGGCUAUCUUUGCUGCUUAUGUAGUAUUGAAUACUUUGAUUUACUAA